Messenger RNA from Penicillium vulpinum, 354 nucleotides. RefSeq names its product F-box domain protein. The transcript has 2 exons. Lineage: Eukaryota; Fungi; Ascomycota; Eurotiomycetes; Eurotiales; Aspergillaceae. Bases 1 to 354 code for a protein of 117 amino acids. The record is from RefSeq and is a predicted model, not a curated record.
AUGCAAUACGCGCUGCUACAAUAUCGUUCAUUCCGGCUCUUUCAUGAAACAAUACCGUCUUCCACUCUCCUGGAGUUGAUAGAAGCGGAAACCUCCGCAUUUGGUAUGCAGAACGACUUAAACGUCUAUCUAGAUUACGUUAUAUUACGACCGAGAGCACAAUUUAGGGAUAAUAUGGUGAAGAGGAAAAAUGCCAGGUGGGGAUCCAACGCAGCGCAACGGUCGUGGGUGAACUGUGGUCUCAACCCGCGCCCAGGCACAAAACGACAUACUGCGGGCAGUCUCAUCACACUUAUGGGGGAGCCAUAUGUUAUCUGCUUGCAAUGUCGAAGAUUGAGAGCGGGCGCUUCAUGA